ACCGAUCAAGGCCCUAAGGUUGCACUUUGGCCCCUGCCAACCGUCCGUCCUCUCAGUGACCUCGUGUCAUUGCCGAGAAGACAGGCCUCCAUGCGCGGGGGGUAGGAGAGUACCCCGAACCCCUACAGGUGUGCGGCGGAUCGUGGGCCUAGAACCUUCUAACUCUGCCGCUUUUCGCUCCCCGCCGGCCCUUCCACUAUGCCCGCGGGCGUGUCCUGGCCCAGUUAUCUGAAAAUGGUGGCGGCCAGCCUCCUGACCAUGUGCGCCGGUGCCCAAGUGGUGCACAGGUACUACCGGCCCGACCCGACAAGACCUGCAAUUCCACCAAAGCCUGGAGAACUCAAGACAGAGCUACUGGGACUGAAAGAGAGACAACACAAACCUCAGGUCGCAGAGCAAUAAAAACUGUGGAAAUCAAUGAUGCCAAGAAUUUUGUGAAUGGAAGUC
Molecule: messenger RNA, 447 nt
Organism: Perognathus longimembris pacificus (Pacific pocket mouse)
Lineage: Eukaryota; Metazoa; Chordata; Mammalia; Rodentia; Heteromyidae
Product: protein BRAWNIN-like
Exons: 1
Coding region: 199-402 (67 amino acids)
Biological process (GO): mitochondrial respiratory chain complex III assembly
Cellular component (GO): mitochondrion
Source: RefSeq, a predicted model, not a curated record